CUCCGGCGCAUCCACCCCGGUGUAUAUAAAAGAGUGAGCCAGCUGUCAGCGGGCACCACAACGCCUUAUCCUGCUCUCUGCUGAGGACCCGGACGGAGAGGAACCCCCCCCUGCAAACAGCGGACCAACAUGUCGCUCACCUCCAUUCUUUCAGCUGAGGCUAUUGAAAAUGCUGUCAAGGACUGUCAAGCUCCGGACUCAUUCUGCUACAAAAAGUUCUUCCAGCUGUGUGGCCUGUCCUCAAAGACGCCUCAGGAAGUCAAAGAUGUCUUCCAGAUCCUGGAUGAGGACAACAGCGGCUUCAUCGAGGAGUCUGAGCUCAAGUACUUCCUGCAGCGGUUUGUCUCCGGGGCGCGGACACUGACCGAGGCAGAAACCAAGAGCUUCAUCUCAGCAGCCGAUGACGACAGUGAUGGCAAAAUUGGAGCAGAGGAAUUCCAGACUAUGGUCCUGUCCUGA
This is a messenger RNA of Cottoperca gobio, 459 nucleotides long. It is a transcript of the gene pvalb9, whose product is annotated as parvalbumin 9. Gene Ontology annotation, cellular component: cytoplasm. The transcript has 5 exons. Bases 130 to 459 code for a protein of 109 amino acids. Gene Ontology annotation, molecular function: calcium ion binding. NCBI's taxonomy places the organism in Eukaryota, Metazoa, Chordata, Actinopteri, Perciformes, Bovichtidae. The record is from RefSeq and is a predicted model, not a curated record.